CGACUACGCCGCGGUACUGCAAGAUCGAUAACCAGGGUUGACUACUUUACAUUGGCAUACUUACAUAUCGGAGAGACACAAUUAGUCCAACUAAUCUUGGCUAUACAUCUCCACGUUAUGCCUCUUGAUCGUGACCGCCAGUCGAUCUCAACGAUCCUUGAUGCAAUAGCUGAGAGAAGGUUAAUGCAUGUCGCAACCUUUAUCCACCCUCAGACAAGUACAACUUCCCACCACUUCUUCACAGAAAAUCCUCGCGGCUGUGCAAGCUCUAACUGCGCCAUGACCUAGAAGAUAAGAUCUGCGCCUCUCUGACAUGAUUUGAUCAUUCGUACGUGCUUACUAUCUGACCCCGUCUUCUAUUCGACCCUUCAGCCUCGGACUUCCGGAUCCAUCAUCGUGCGCUUACGAAUUUACGCCCGGUCUCUGACCAAGGAUUCCAUGGCUGUUUCUCGUCGCUGCAGGACUUCCUGAUUUAUCUGGGUCCUGCCCGCUGAAUGCGUUAAAGCUUGCGGGUCGCAAUACCUUUUUUUUAUAGGGAGGGGCGGGCGUGUUAUAUAAUCCGCAUUUUCAUGUCUGCCACCCUGUAAUACUGUAUGAUUCUACUUAAUGCCGGCAUAAGGCGUGUACCCUGAUUCUCGGGGUUUGGAUUUCCUUCAUAUUUUGCGAAUCGCAGCGCGCAGUUGAAACUCAGCAUUUCGCCAUGGUGGAACUCUCGAAGAGUCCCGAGUGGAUCGGUUGGCAGCUGAUUGCCUGGGCCGCCAUCUUCACGCCGUUACAGAUUGCAGCUGUGGCUUUGAGAUUCUAUGCUCGAUGGCUGGUGGUUGGCAAGAAGUACAGCUUGGACGAUUAUCUUAUUAUCGCGAGUCUGGUGUUCCAGCUGGCUGCAUGCGGUAUUGCGGUGUCUUCGGUCAAGUAUGGAGGCGUCGGGCAUCAUAUUUUAUACAUCUACUUGACGGAUCAGCCGAAACUUGUAGUUUACAACCGCUACAUCAUUUCUCUAGCCUUCCUGUGUGGAGCCACCGUCAACAUCCCCAAACUAGCAGUGCUACUGCUGUACAAACGGUUAUUUGGAUCGGUUCGGACCUAUCGAAUCAUCAUCUGGACUUUUAUCGGGAUCUUGCUCUGUAUGACGCUGGGGAAUAUCAUCAGUGCGUCGGUUUCGUGUAUACCGUUUGAGGCGAAUUGGAAAUACAUACGUGGUGCAAAGUGUCUUGAACAGCAGAAAUGGUUUUCGUAUAUUGUUAUACCAAACAUCAUCACGGACGUUUUUUUGCUUAUUCUACCGCUUCCGAUCGUCUGGACACUUCAUACUAGCAGGCACGUCAAGGCUGGCUUGACUGUCACCUUCCUGAUUGGCAGCGCGGGUCUUGGGGCGUCAAUCUUGCGACUGGUAGCCUUCGUCAGUGCAGGGUCCUUCAUAGACGGGACCUGGGUGUCAGUGAAACUAAUGAUACUAGCCAUAACGGAAACAGGGACCUACCUCAUCUGCGCAUGCCUCUUAACCUAUCGCCCGAUCUUGGAACGCAUCACCAAAGGCCGAAAAACUACGACCACCGAGGGUAGCAGAUAUUAUUUCUCCAGGAGUCAUUUAAAACAGACGGCGGAUAGUGUCGCAAGCCCCGAACAAAGCUACAGAUCAAUACCCUUACGAGGCUUCAAUGGCGGACGCUCGGGAUUCUCUGAGUUGCAUGGCGAGGAAAAUGAUAUGGGCUUUGGAGAUGUUGAAUCACAUCCCGGGAAAAUGGGGAGACGCAGAGACGGAGAGAUCAUGGUUACCACGGAAAUCCAGAAUAGGUGGAGUCGUUGAACACUGGUUCUUACCCGCCGAGGCUCUGUUCGGGACCGAUGUCAUUGAUUGUUAUGUCGUUUUUCCCUCCAACUUGCAACCGCAGCUGUCGAAACAGUGUGAUAGCGUCGUUCCAACCCCGCAAGACGAAUCGCCGUGUGAUAAUCACCGAAGAACUCGAAAUAUUGCUGACCGCCUUCCCAAACGCUGUCAUCGUAUCCAGUAUGCUACGAAUGACGGCUAUGCGAACCACCCCCACCGUUGUGCCAAUGAAUGCAACCGGCAUAGUCCACAG
Molecule: messenger RNA, 2081 nt
Organism: Periconia digitata
Lineage: Eukaryota; Fungi; Ascomycota; Dothideomycetes; Pleosporales; Periconiaceae
Source: the annotation of a GenBank genome assembly